GUCUGGCUAAAAUGUGUCCAGAUUUCUUAUAGAUGCUGUUACUGGAUAUACCAAACCAGUCUCCAAAGUCUAUUUCAUGGUGUAAGGUUGACAAUCUGGUCGUCUGGGCUUAAAUUAUCUAGCUUCAGUGUCUUGCCCUAGCAUUUGCAAGUCUUUCUUUCAAAAAAGCUUAAAAUUACUCAUUAAAUACUAAAGUGACGUUUUCAUUUGUUACUUCCAAUGGCAGGUAAUUGGGUGCACACUCUGCCCCGCCAAUUGUGAAAUCAAACGGUACAUCUACUCUUCAGAGUUAACGUGGGUAUAAUGUCUGUGGACGGUACAUGUGGACCAGCACCCGAAGUGUACUUUUUUAGUACCUAUCGGCAUGUGUUCGAACUUUCUGUGCUUGUAUUGAUGUCCAUAUUUGGCUUAAAAUGUGUGAUAAGACUGUUCAGAAGAUAUAAAGGAGAGUUUCUUCGAGCUGGAUUCUCUGGUAUUGAUAUGAAUAAGCCCACUAAACCAACACUUCCCGAGGCACAGGGGGUAAUAUGUGGCGUCGUUUUCCUCUCCAUUAUGUUCAUCUUUAUACCUGUUCCGUUUUGGAAAUACCUUUUCGGCAAAGGGGAUAGUCAGAUAAUUGAAUCAUGCCCUUUUAAUAGAACCGGAGAGCAGCAGGAGAUUAUGUUCAAAAGUCAGUUCAUUCAGUUUCUUGCUGGUCUGCUGUCAAUAUGCUGUAUGAUAUUCUUGGGCUUCGCCGAUGAUGCUCUCAAUCUUCCAUGGAGACACAAAAUUGUUUUUCCGUCUGUUGCAAGUUUACCGUUGUUAAUGGUAUAUUUGGCGAAUGAGGGAACAACUCGGAUUGUCGUACCAGUUAUGUUUAGAAGUGUCUUUGGCAAUACCAUCGACAUCGGUAUUCUGUACUAUGUGUAUAUGGGUUUAUUGGCCGUGUUUUGUACCAAUUCCAUCAAUAUCUACGCUGGAAUUAAUGGUCUUGAAGUUGGUCAAGCAAUAGUGAUUGCCUCUUCUUUGAUUUUGUUCAACUUAAUUGAGAUUUCAAGUCAACAUUGGCGUGUUCAUCUGUUUUCCUUGUAUUUCCUGAUCCCGUUUUGGGCUGUAUGCUAUGCCUUGUAUUGUAUUAACCGAUAUCCAGCAAAAGCUUUUGUUGGUGAUACAUUCUGUUACUUUGCUGGAAUGACGUUUGCUGUUGUGGGUAUUUUGGGACAUUUCAGCAAAACAUUGUUACUAUUCUUUUUACCGCAAAUAAUCAACUUUCUGUACAGCACUCCUCAGUUGUUUGGAUUGAUCCCUUGCCCACGACAUCGAUUACCUCGUUAUAAUCCUACAGAUGGUCUACUGCAUCCUAGUCGUGUUCGUUUCCAUCCAAAAUCUCUGUCACGUGUUGGAGAGUUCGUUUUAACAGGGUUAUCUCGUGUUGGUAUUAUUGAGUGUAAACUUUGUUCAGACUGUGUACCAAAUACACAAGAAUCAAACAGGGCAGAGAAUAGCAGUAAUACUGCUCCACAGACUCCUGAACAUCAGUCUGCAGAAGGAGAUCGAAAAAUGGGAAAUCGAUCACCAAGAAGUAGCAGUCCAGUGCAUAUGAAGUCACCAACUGAAGAAAUUGUUGAAGUAGAUAAUCUUACUGUCAUAAACAUGAUGCUACGUGUUUUGGGACCUAAAAAUGAACAACAGGCUACAAACAACCUUCUGAUUUUACAGAUUCUGUGUUCCUGUUUAGCCUUUGCUAUUCGUUAUCCACUUGCUUGGUUCUUUUAUGAUGUACCAGCAUCACCAGCGAAUUGAUGAAAAGAUGAAUCUGCACAGGAUUUUCUGUCGAGAGACAGCUGUAUGAAUAAUGUCCCCUGUUUGUUUGUUUGUUUUUCUCCCACGAAGGCAAUAAAUACUUUCUGGAACAAAUGAACAUAUGAUGUGUUGUUGUUAAUUGUAAGACGAAGAAGAAUUUAGAGCUAACUAGUAUAUCUAUAUAUGUAUGUUUAAUCUACCAUUACUAAUAUCAUCACAAACCAACCUCAUCUACACACUACUGCACUCAUUGUCUACAUCAGUUUCUUUCUUGUACAUCUGCUUUCUUCACAUUUUGUCAAUAUAUACAUAUAUAUUAUGAUUUUCCAAUGAGGCUUGAGCGUAUUCCUCUUAACUCUUUAGAAGAAGACAAAAAAAUACUAAUUAAUUUGUCUUCUAUCUUGUUGUGUAUUCCUGAUUUUGUAGCGGCAAAGAGACUAUUGGGGAUUUCUGUCUUGGUCGUUGACACACAUUGUCUGCACAACAACCUCUUCUAUUCCUUCUUCGUCUUCUUGUAUUUGCCUGCAUAUUUUCAAGGUGCAUUCUGUGUUUUUGUGCAUUUUUGUGCGUGUUUCCUUCCGUGUGUCUAUGUUGUGUACGCCUUAUCGCCUAACUCACCUAAAUGUGAUGAGGAUGAUUGGGUUUUGGUUAUUUCCCCCUCUGUCACACUGUAUUCACUGUUUGAUAUUAUUGUGUUGUGUACUACAAUAGACUUGUUAUUCAUACUCAUUCAAUCAAAUAUUCCUCAGAAUGUUGUUAUAUUAAAAAAAAACAGACUGUUUUGAACAUUUCAAUUAGAUGAUUUAUAAGUGGAAUAAUUGGUGUCAGUCAAUCUGUAGCUACUUAAAUCAAAGAUUUUGUGUGUGUGUGUGUAUGUGUGUUUUCGGUAACAUAUUGUUAAAUGAUUCUAGCAUACUUAAAAACAAAAUUCUGUUGGAUUUUGCAGUAAAUAAAAAUAUAAAUACUUCAACGCCGA
Molecule: messenger RNA, 2758 nt
Organism: Trichobilharzia szidati
Lineage: Eukaryota; Metazoa; Platyhelminthes; Trematoda; Strigeidida; Schistosomatidae
Source: the annotation of a GenBank genome assembly